AUGGUUUCGACGACGUUUGGAUGUUUCGGCGGCAAACAGCAAACGUGCUGCCACCGAUCACGCCGACAAGAAUGUGUGCAAAUUCCCGUAUGCAUACAGCAGCAACAAGCCGGUUGCGGUCAGUACAAUUCAUACCAGCAACCUUAUGUCAUUGGCGGCUAUGAACAAGGUGGUGGUAAUGGCUGUCAGCAAUAUGCUGUUCCACCACACAUUGCGCCCGCUCUACCGAUUGAUACCUCUCCGUUCGUGGGUAACUCUCAGUUCGAACUGCAGUCGAACACUCAGCUCAGUCAACCUGGUUUCAGUCCCAGUUCAUUGGGUCAGUUGGUUGCUCCGGUACCAUUUCCAUCAAAUCUGGAUAAUUUUGAAAGCAUUGAAAGUUUACCGGCACCACUCAGCAGUCAAAUCGACACCAACAUGUUGUCUUCGAAUGCGAACAAUCCUUCUAUGAUGUAUUCGAAUGAAGAAUCCACUCAGAUUGGAGCUGAAGGAGGUGUAGUAUCCCCGUUGCAGCCAUUUCGCGAUUCACACAUUGAUCUGCAGUUAAGGCACAGUCCAUACGAUUCGAAUUCGAUCGUAAAUCAUGGAGCAAACGGCGCUUCACGAGAAACCUUCAAAUCAUUUUUGUCGCCAUCUGAUCGCAAUGCGAUUCAA
This is a messenger RNA of Anisakis simplex (herring worm), 654 nucleotides long. The record is from the annotation of a GenBank genome assembly. Lineage: Eukaryota; Metazoa; Nematoda; Chromadorea; Rhabditida; Anisakidae.